Didymosphaeria variabile is the source of this 2325-nucleotide messenger RNA. RefSeq lists its product as uncharacterized. Gene Ontology annotation, molecular function: protein binding. The transcript has 5 exons. Bases 1 to 2325 code for a protein of 774 amino acids. The record is from RefSeq and is a predicted model, not a curated record. Lineage: Eukaryota; Fungi; Ascomycota; Dothideomycetes; Pleosporales; Didymosphaeriaceae.
AUGGAGGUCGGAUUGGUGGAUGAAGAGCAGGUUCGGAGUGAACGUAGCCCGGCGCCGAGCAUCAUCAAGCACGCGACGCAGAGACAUCUGAGGCCAGCCAGGGCGGUGAGGUUUCGAAGUAAAGACAGCAUCUUUGAGCUCAAGGACGCAAUCGCGCAAAGCGACGACGGUUGGGAAACAGAUACCGACUCGGACGAAGACGAUACAAUCCCUCGGAUACAGCCUCAACAGAACGCCAUGUCACAAAAGGUCUACCGGUUGGGCAUGUUGACGGUUCUUCUUGCUUUGAUGCUGCCCAUCCUUCAGAUGUGUUCAAUGUCGCCACAGGGAGUUAGAGCAGGUGUCAUACCACAGACUUCGAUCGAACCCACCGUUUCGCGAUUGGACAGGAGGGACUCAAGCACAGACGUGUGCAAGCGUUGGGCCGGUCAAUCCGCCGUUGUCAACGGAACGCUCUACAUGUACGGGUUUCGAACUAGCAACGAUUCGCAACAGAAGAGCGAUACAUGGACCAACGAUUUCCUUUCUCUCGAUUUAACAAAAUCAUGGCAAGUUGCCGGUCCUUCGCUCACGAGCCUGUCGCAACCGUCAGGCCCACCAGCCGUGUCACUCGGAUACCUGUGGAAUUCGCUCUCGUCCCUCUACCUUUACGGCGGCGAGUUCUCCGAAGAGCCUGUAGAGUCGCCAACAGCAAAUUCGCUCUGGGAAUACAAGAUUAGCAGCAAGGAAUGGGUAGAGCACAAGGACCCAAAGAGUUCUGCCGGAGACAAUGCUGAGGACGCUGGACAGUCGAUCCAAAGAGCAGCUGAAGGCUCAGGCUUCAGUGUGGCAGUUUUGGGGCGUGGGUGGUACUUUGGCGGACAUGAAGACUACCUCACGACAAAAGACUGGAGCAACCAGGUUGGAAGGAUCUAUCUCAAGUCGCUCCUCGAGUUUACGUUCCCUGGAUAUUCCAACAACGCUGUCGACGAUCUGAAAGAUGGCAAAACGGCUGGCGAAGAUGGCGUCUAUCGUAACAUUACCGAGGGUGGUCUCCAAAGUUCUGGAUCCUUCCCUGAGCGCGCUGAUGGUGUCCUGGUGUACAUUCCCGGAUUCGGUGCGGAAGGUACCUUAAUUGGCGUCACGGGCGGAGACAACGACACUUUCGCCCAAAUGAACGUCAUUGACGUCUACGACAUCGCCAAUUCGACCUGGUACAAGCAAAACACCGCCGGAAAGACGCCCAAUGGCUCUUCGUACAAUGUCUACAUGUACGGCGGACAGAGUCUGCAACCUGCAGGUAAUCAAGAGCAAUACGACGACAUGUGGAUCCUCUCCGUCCCCUCCUUCACCUGGAUCGAAGUCGACCCCGACACGUCCAAGUCGUCUUCCCCUCCCGCCCGCGCCGGCCACUCUUGCCACGUCUGGGACUCUCAGAUGAUUGUCUUAGGCGGCUACACCGAUCCAGAACUCGGCUGCGACACCCCCGGCAUCUAUGCAUUCAACAUGUCGAGUCUCGGCUGGAGCGACCAAUUCACCGCCCUCACCGGCGACAAAGCCCUCAAAGCCUACAACGGCAACGAAGGCGACGAAGGGAACCCACUAGGCCAACAAGCCAACCAGCGUGGCUUCGACCACAAAGCCGGCCUUGAAGGCAGUUACGGCUACUCCGUCCCCAAAGAAGUCCAAUCAGUCAUCGGCGGCAAGGAAACCGGCGGCGCGACACUUACCGCGCCCGUACAGACGCCCACCGACGGCCCCUACAAGUCCGGCACGCCGCAGACGUACACCGUGACGGGUCCCAACGGCGCCAUCAUCACACAGACAGUCAGCUCAGGCAACGACAACAGCAGCGCCAACAAAGCCAACAAGAUCGGCGCCAUCGUCGGCGGCGUCCUCGCAGGCGUCUUCUUCUUCGUCGCCGCGUACUUUGCCUUCUGCGCGUGGAUCUACCGCAAGCAGGUCGCCAUCUGGAAAGAACACGCUGCGAUGGUGACCGCGCGGUCGAACGCGGAGAAGAACGGCGCUAUGGGUGGUGGUGCGGGUGCUGCGUUCCUCGGCAGCGCGAUAGCCUCCUCGGGCAAGAACUCUACGGAGAGGGCGCAGCGCGAUGGGCUGGGUACGAGCGGGAGCGGGACGGCGAGCGCGAUACGGACGAGCAACGAGAGGACGGGCACUUCCUACACGGGUGCAGCUGGCGUUGCAGGGGCCGGCGGUGUGGAUGCGCUGGGGAGGAGGACGAGUGUUUUGAGCUCGACGGACGAUUUGCUGGAUGGGCAGGAGCCUGCGUUCUGGGGGGACGCGGGGUGUGUUGUUGAAUCCGAGGAGGAGUUUGAGGGUCAUUAA